GAAUGAAUAAAUUUCGACAGGAAAAAAUUUUCUAGAUAGAACUUUACCUUUUUUUAUUAUUUUUAUUGGCAGGAGCGAGCGGAUUUUAUACUUACUCCUACUCUCAUUUGAAUUUUUGUAAAUUCGUAAAGACGUAUUUUACAAAUCCCUCGCAAAUAUAACAAUAAUUCCUUUACCCUCACUACUCGCACUCCUUAUCAUCACUAAUUGAAGAGAAAACGUUAUAAACAUGUCAUACUACGAAUAUCCGUCUGGAACGGGAAAUGUACCAGUAUAUGAUAAUAAUUUUUCUAAUCGAAGAAGUAUAUUAGUCGAACCUAAUCAUAAUUAUCCCCCAAAUAAUCAUGUACGUUAUGAUAUACACCAACCACAAAAUGCUCACUAUGCAAAUGAAAAAGAGAACGUUAGAUUUCAACAUGAUGUAGAAGCACCACGAAAGACUAAUAAAAUCAUUUCAAAAAGUCCCGUAAAAUGGUACAGAAAUACGAGAGCAGUUUUACAAAUGUUUAAAUCAAAUUUCUUAUUGAUUUUUCUUCCUCCCGCAAUUAUUAUGAAGAGAUUUGGUGUAAAUGAAUCUAUAUUAUUUUUCUUCAACUUUUUGGCUAUUGUUCCCAUGGCAAAAAUUUUGUCUGUGGGCAUAAAUGAUCUUUCAGCAAGAUUGCAUCCAUCUUAUGGAGCAGUACUUCACGCUUUUGCUGGAAAUUUUGUUGAACUUGUAAUUUCGAGUUAUGCCUUAAUGGAUAAACAAUAUGCGAUUGUCCGUUCCUCUGUACUUGGUGCCAUUUUAUGUAAUAUUUUAUUGAUUCUUGGUGUUGUGUUUUUGGCAGGGUCUUGGCCGAGAAAGGGAGCACGUCGUCAAUCCAUGAAUGCACAUUUAUCUACACAACUUUUUGUAUCUACAAGUGCUUCAACUCUCGCUCUUGCAGUUCUUGCUUUAGUAACACCCGCGGCAUUUAAAAUUGCUGCUCCAACUGGGACAAACAUCGAAUGUGAUUUACAAAAUAUUAGUCACGCUACUGCUAUUAUUUUAUUAUUUGUAUAUGCUGGAUUAUUAGUCUUUCAAUUAAAAACACAUGCUAAUGAGACUGUUGAUAAUAAUGAAGCACAUCAUGGCGAAGCACAAUAUUUCCUCGUAUUUGACCUAUUUUUAAUUGUCGCUUCUAUUUCAGGUAUCACUGUGUGUGCUAGAUAUUUGGUUACAAGUAUUGAACAUUUGGCCCAUAGUUUUCAUCUUGGUAACGGGUUUAUUGGAAUGGUCCUUUUGCCACUUUGUGUCGUAUCCAAUUUCAUGGAACAUUACGAUGCUAUUAAAGAAGCCUCUGAAGAUAAAGUUGAUACUGCUGUCGGUUUAAUUCUUAAUACAUCAGUUCAAAUUGCACUUUUAGUCACACCAGUUCUUGUACUUGUCGGAUGGAUUACAUCGAGACCAUUGACAUUAGAUUUCAAUACAUUGGAAAUUUGUGUAUUAGCUUGUGCGGUGUUAAUUGUAAAUUAUUUAGUUGCAGACGGUAAAGCAAAUUGGCUAGAGGGUUAUAUGCUUAUAGUUUCUUAUAUUAUUAUUGCAGUUGCAUUCUUUUAUUUCCCGAAUGUACCUGAAGUUCCGGGGCUUGAAACUAUGAAAUGUAAUCCUUGGAGUAGAAAUCUUCCACCAGAAUUGUUAGGGAUUGGUGAAGGAGAGGGUGGUGGUAGUCAUUAAAUAUUCAUUGAUUAGGUUUAUUCUCUUCUUUCUUACUUCGAAGUUCCGAUUACCUUAAUAUCCAUAAAAUAUUCAUCCACAAUUAAAAAAUUAGAAAAACUAGAAAAUCAAAAUCGCUCCCGCCAUUUUCUCUCUUUAUUUGUUAUUAUGAUCUUUAUUUGUUGUAGAAAAAGUAAAUAAUAAUAAAAUUUACUAAUAAAACUAGAUUUCAUUCAUGA
This is a messenger RNA of Rhizophagus irregularis DAOM 181602=DAOM 197198, 1914 nucleotides long. RefSeq lists its product as uncharacterized. Gene Ontology annotation, cellular component: membrane. Gene Ontology annotation, biological process: intracellular calcium ion homeostasis; calcium ion transmembrane transport. Gene Ontology annotation, molecular function: calcium:proton antiporter activity. The record is from RefSeq and is a predicted model, not a curated record. NCBI's taxonomy places the organism in Eukaryota, Fungi, Glomeromycota, Glomeromycetes, Glomerales, Glomeraceae.